Molecule: messenger RNA, 2086 nt
Organism: Carassius carassius (crucian carp)
Lineage: Eukaryota; Metazoa; Chordata; Actinopteri; Cypriniformes; Cyprinidae
Gene: slc22a16
Product: solute carrier family 22 member 16
Exons: 9
Coding region: 179-1882 (567 amino acids)
Biological process (GO): transmembrane transport
Cellular component (GO): membrane
Source: RefSeq, a predicted model, not a curated record
GUCGCAUUACCAACCGUUACCCGAACUUUUUGGCUUUAAUCGUUGCUUGCCUUGGAGUGGAAAGUUCCCAACCGAAACCGCCCCUCCUACUACUAAGAUCUAUGAUAGCAACCAUGUACAAAUUGACAAGAGUCAACUAAGAGUCCUUCACACGCUUCAGGAUCCUGCGCAGCUGAAAAUGACCACCGGCGUGGAGCGACUAUUCGACCAACUUGGACACUUUAACAGGUUUCAGGCAUGUCUUUACUUUGCUGCUAUUUUCCAGGCCAUCUCUUGUGGAAUACAUUACCUGGCCUCGGUUUUCCUAGUUGAAACACCUAAAUUUCUUUGUGACUCUCCUUCAAAUAUCACAGAUGUUCUAUAUAGGAAUCACUCAUCGACGUCACUGGCAGAUAUAUGGACUCAUUACAAGCCAGGUGAUGGACCAGUGGUUGUACAGACAGCUGGAGGAGACCAGUGGGAACUUAGUCCUUGUUUAAAAGCUCUGCGGCUUGAUGCCAUCAAUUUUCAAUAUGAGUUUUUUGGGAACAAGACUGUGGAGUCAUGUGCUGGCUUUGUCUAUGAUCACAGCGAGGUUGAGCAGAGCAUCGUAACAGACUGGGACCUGGUGUGUGAAAAGGAAUGGCUGGCCAAACUUACACAGCCAACUUUUAUGCUGGGUGUUUUGAUUGGAGCAUUGGUGUUUGGAGACGUCGCAGACAGAAUUGGUAGGCGCCCCAUUUUGAUGGCUACCAGCUUGUGCCAGUUUAUUUUUGGGGUCACUGUAGCAUUCACAGGGAACUACUACCUCUUUGUGUUGAUGCGUUUCCUUCUUGCAUUGGUGUCAAGUGGGUAUCUGGUUGUAGUCUUUGUGUAUGUAACCGAGUUUACAGGAAUUAAGGUGCGCACAUGGACCUCUAUGCAUGUGCAUGCAGCCUUUGCUGUGGGCAUCAUGGUAGUGGCUCUAGUGGGGUACCUUGUUCGUGUCUGGUGGAUCUACCAGAUCAUCCUCACCCUCAGUACCUCUCCAUUCUUGCUCUACUGCUGGAAGUUUCCAGAAACACCCUUCUACCUAAUGGCUAAAGGCCGGUACACGGAGGCCCAGGAGCUGCUGGACAGUAUGGCUUACUUCAAUGGUCUGCCACCCACCCUUAAGGUGUCAGAGCUAAAGGAUGAAUGUGAUGGAGGACUGCUGAAUGAGCAGGAAGAUGGAAGAACAAUGCUAGUCGAGAAGAGGCUUAGCAUCCUGGAUAUGUUUGGAAGCUUGAAAAUGGCUGGUCGCAGCGCCACAUGCUGGGCUAUCUGGUUCAUUGGAAGCUUGGGAUACUAUGUCUUUAGCCUCGGGUCUGUCAACCUAGGAGGAAAUCAGUAUAUCAACCUCUUCCUGGCUGGUGCUGUUGAGGUUCCGUCAUACUUGAUUGGCUGCAUUGCAAUGGAUCGGGUUGGCAGGAAGAAGACAUGUGCCCCGGCUCUGCUGCUUGGUGGAGUAGCUUGUAUGCUUAUUAUUGUGGUGCCCCAGGAUAUUGAGAUAUUGGCUAUAGUCCUGAGUAUGACAGGGAAAUUCGCUAUUGCCAUUGCAUUUGGUCUGAUUUACUUGUACACCUGUGAGCUUUACCCAACAAUCAUCAGGUCCCUGGCUGUUGGCAGUGGUAGUAUGAUGUGUCGGGUGGGAAGUGUGGUGGCUCCCUUCUGUGUUUACCUUGCCGACAUCUGGAUCUAUCUGCCUCAGCUCAUUGUGGGAAUUCUGGCCUUCAUCAUUGGGCUCCUGACCAUGUUUCUGCCAGAAACUCUGGGACAGCCCCUCACCUCAACUUUAGAAGAAGCUGAAGCUCUAGGCUCCAAGCCCAACAUGAAGAACGCUGCUGUGGAUGCACAAGAGAUGAACCAAACCCUCAAAGUCUAAAUCCAUAUUAACUUAGGAUUCCUGAAAGUGCCUCUACUGACUAAAAACACUACAUACUCCAAUAUACAAGUCUGAAUGAAACAUUAGGUGUUUCUGACAAAUGGGAUGCUAGAUUUGUGGGCAUUUGUGGGUAGAUGAGGCUGUGUUCUGCGUGAGAGAGUUUGUUAGUGAAAUUUGGAUAAUUAAUUAAAAUGUUUUGGUAUA